AUGAAGCUUUUAUUUGUCCUUCUAGCGCUCUGCCUUCACUCUGCGUACAGCACAGAGCAGAAGAAACGCUCUGCACCGAUUCCCGUAAGACACUCAUACUCAGAAAUUACAAAGAGCGUAGCGAUUGCCGUACCACAUCCCGUACCUGUCAGCGUCCCACGACCAGUACCUGUAGCUGUUCCAGUCGGAGUAGCAGUGGAUCGGCCCAGACCGGUCCCUGUACUAGUACCUCAGCCGGUACCUCAUGUGAUCACUCGACCGAUAGCAGUUCCUGUAGACAGACCGUAUCCAGUAGCCGUGGCUCAACCUGUACCAGUUACUGUAACUCAGGGAGUUGGUAUCCCCGUACCACAGCCGUAUGCUGUUGGUGUACCAGCGCCUGUACCUGUCAGAGUACCGGUGCCAGUGCCAGUAGCUACUCAAGUUGUAGGUGUCGGAGGGGGAAUAGUAGCUGGUUCGCUGGGAGCUGGUUAUCUAGGGGGAUAUGGGUACCCAAGUUAUGGGUAUGGAUAUGGUGGGUACGGUGGAUACCGAGUUGCUCCGGUUGGAGGUAUUCUUGGAUCAGGACAUGGGUAUUAUUCACGUGGAUGGUGA
Leptosia nina is the source of this 594-nucleotide messenger RNA. NCBI's taxonomy places the organism in Eukaryota, Metazoa, Arthropoda, Insecta, Lepidoptera, Pieridae. The record is from the annotation of a GenBank genome assembly.